Pedinophyceae sp. YPF-701 is the source of this 354-nucleotide messenger RNA. The record is from the annotation of a GenBank genome assembly. NCBI's taxonomy places the organism in Eukaryota, Viridiplantae, Chlorophyta, Pedinophyceae.
AUGAGCGAGAACAACGUGUUUCGCGGCAGCCCGGGCAUCCCGCACGUCAGCGAGGAGUUCUUCAAGGCCCUGCUGUGCGGGUCCCUCGUAGCCACGACGCUCGUCUCGCUCCCCGGGCGCUUCUUCGUCCCGGAGGUGAGGCCGAGGCCGGGCCUGCGGAUGUCGCGGGACCACAUGCGGAUGGUCACGGAGCAAGCGGCACAGCGGAGGGAGGAGAAGGCCGGGAAGGCCCCGACCGUGGCCCUGCACAAGCCCGUGGACACGUCCGACAGCCACGAGAAGCGGUGGCACCGGCACUUUUGGUGGCGGCGCUGGCACCUCCACCGCUCAGGGCCAGCCUACCCGUCCCUGUGA